This is a messenger RNA of Guyanagaster necrorhizus, 1184 nucleotides long. RefSeq names its product mitochondrial carrier. The transcript has 7 exons. Bases 83 to 1054 code for a protein of 323 amino acids. Gene Ontology annotation, biological process: nucleotide transport; transmembrane transport. NCBI's taxonomy places the organism in Eukaryota, Fungi, Basidiomycota, Agaricomycetes, Agaricales, Physalacriaceae. The record is from RefSeq and is a predicted model, not a curated record.
CUACUUUUCGCUUUCACGUCGUUCUACGUAGCGUUCGGAGGAUUUGCUGCAGACGCGUUGAAAUUGCCCAGCGGCCGCUGGAAUGGUGAAGCAACCACCCAGCUUCUUUCCUACGACUGCCUUGGAUCAUGCAGCUGCAGGAAUCGGUGCUGGUGUCGUCGCCACGCUUUGUAUGAACCCUCUCGACCGUCUCAAGGUCAAAUUUCAAGUAUCCGAGACGAACCCAAAGGGAGCCUUCGGGAAACACAUAUGGUACGCUCUGAAGGAUAUCAAGCAGCAAGAGGGAUGGAGGGGGCUGUAUCGCGGUGUAGGUCCUAAUAUUGCUGGCAAUGCUACAAGCUGGGGGUUUUACUUUCUAUUCUAUAACAUGCUCAAAAAACGCGCGUCUGGAGAUGACAUUACUCGACCGCUCUCCUCUGCAGAGUAUCUGAUUUGUUCCGCCGAAGCAAGUGCUGUGACGGCCGUAAUGACCAACCCUCUGUGGGUAGUCCGAGUGCGUAUGUUCACCACUGAUGCAGGCUCUCCCCAUGCCUAUCGUGGCCUAUGGCACGGUCUCCGAACUAUUGUUCAGUCUGAAGGCUGGCAAGGACUUUUUCGCGGCACAUGGCUGGGGCUUUUUGGCGUCAGCAAUGGGGCGAUUCAGUUCAUGGCAUACGAACAAAUGAAGCGCUGGGGAUUUGAGAGGAAGAAGAGACAAUUUGAGAAGUCGGGUCAGCCUUGGACACCUGACGUAGACAAAUUGUCGAACACCGCUUACACAAUUAUGUCUGGUGCCAGCAAAAUGGAAGCUUUGGCCAUAACAUAUCCGUACCAGGUCGUACGAUCCCGCAUGCAGAAUACCAAUGCAACGGCUAAUCUCUAUCCCAAUAUUCGGACUACCAUAUUGAAAACUUUGCAGCAGGAGGGUAUACGCGGAUUUUAUCGCGGCCUUGGAACCAAUUUUGUGAGAGUCUUGCCAGGUACCUGCGUCACAUUCGUUGUAUACGAGAAUCUGGCAUGGUUACUCAGAUCAACGGCCGCAAACAGAGCAAAGAGGUUGGGGAUCCUAGAGUAGAAUAUAUCUUUGUACUAUUUAAUACCUAUUAUCCAAUACUUAUAUGGAUACCUGUGGUAGAAGGUCUUGUGGCGGUGUUCAUUGUUGCUCACCGGGUUUUGAUAGCAAUAUGACUGUCCUGCUUUUGACC